AUGAGUGGUCCAAGACCACAUAUCAGUAUCACUUUUCGUAAAUCAAAGAAACCACAACUCAAUGACAGUGUUAGAAUCAUGCGAAAUAGGGGGUUAUUAAAUACCUCAAGAAGAUUACUGCAGAAAUCAGUCAAUCAAUCCUUCACUUCAGCCACCUCUCUUCGUGCUAAUAAUGCUUCAUUAGCGAAAAAACUAGCCGAAUUGCAAGUUGAAUUAAAUAACCAGAAGAUGGCUACACAGCAAGCGAAUAUUGAACUACUGAAUUGUCGUAUGGAAGUAGCUCGGUUACAAGCGUAUAAAGAAGCCAAAGAGAAAAUAAAGGCUUGUAUUUUAAAUAUACAUGAAUUAUUGUGUUCACAAAUUGAAAUGGGAAUGUCCAUGAUGAAUUAUGUGAAAGAUUCGAUAUCGGUAUUGGAUAAAAAUGAUUCAUUGGAGUUAUUGUCGAAUCCUACAUCAAGUCUGCUUGGUGAAACAGCAGUCGAUCUGAAUGCAUUUGAUUCUGUCUGUAGAAAAGAAUUUACAAAGCCUGCUCAACAGAUAACAGAAGAGAAUGUUUGUCAACUAUCUAUUGUUUAUCCUGAAGUUCAAUCUCCAUCAUCAUCCACUUCAUUAAUAACAGGUCCGGUGAAAAUGGCAUUCAGCCCUAAAGAUCAAAGUAUUGCUAAUAAUAUUAGCACUAAUCGUAUUAACAAUAACAGAUUGAACAUACAACCGAUGCCUCUUAUUGAAACAUUAAAUACUGACGUAAAAUCAUCACAGUCUAUUCGUCAGGAACCAUUAGUAGUAGUAGUACCAUCUUGUGAAGUUUUACCUGAAAUACUGACCAGUCCAAUAACUUGUAUUUCUGAAAAUAAUAUUACAAGCAAAAGAUGUCUUCCAAUAGUAGACACUAACGUAAAUAAUGUUGAUUUAGAUAAUGAUAAUGAUAAUACUCACAAAAACAUUAGUCCUAUAAAGUUUUCAGUUCAAAGUCUACCACAAUCGUGUAUUUCUGUAAAUAAACCUUCCGUCGUUGAUUCAAAGAAUAUCGAUCAACUCGUCGUUCCUGAUCUUGUUAAUAGUUGCUGUAGUAAGAACAAGGAAUAUGUAGUUAACCCUGUUGAUCAUCAUGCAAUACAAUCAGCUCGACCUCAUUUAGUGCGUCAAGCUCGUCUAAAUUCAAAACCAAUCAUUGACACAUCAUCUUUCAUGGAUUCGUUUAUUGUUAAAACAACAACGACAAAAGAAAAGAAGAAAAAAUCAGGUAAACAUCGUUUGAUUCGUGUCAAAGAUAGUGAUGAUGAAGAAGGUGAAGAUGAUGUCAAUAAAUUAGAAAAUAAUAUUGGUGUUGUUGGUGGCGAUGAGGAUGGAGGUGGCCGAGUUAUUGAAACUUGUUUCCGUCGACCUGGUGAACUUGUAUUUAGAGUUGAUUCAAAAAAUGUCAAUCCAUCAUCAACAGCUGGUGUCAGUGAUCAUUACACAAACAAACAGACAACUCGAUCCAAGUCGAAAUUACCAACAACGACAAUCAAUCAACAGUCACGAUCGAAAUCAAAACCUCAUACUACUACUACCACUUCUGCUACUGCUAAUAUUAAUAGUAACAAUGAUAACACUAACAAAGAAGUGAAUAGUAAUGAAUUUAAAAAAAUGCCAAAAGUAGUUGGAACUGAAGUUAAAACAGUGAAUAUUUUUGAUUUAUCAAUGAAUCGAACUGCUGAUCUAUCUGUUCUUCCACCUACUUUAAAUGAUUUACGCAUUAAGCAUAAAGAAGAACGACAACACCAAGUGAACUCAAACACUAAAGCCCAAAAAGAUACCACUGUCAAGAUGGCGUUGACGACAAGAAAACGUUCUGUUCUUGGUGAAUUACAACAACAAGAAAAUGAUAAACUCAAUUCUGUCGUAAAGAAUAAUUAUAUUGUAGAUGAACACCGUCGUCUUUCAGUUGUCUUGACUUCAAUAUGUAAUGAAAAUCAGCCUCCAUUCGAUGCACAAAUAUCCAAUUCAAAAAAUAAUAAACGUCAAUUUCGUCGAUUAUAUUUAUUCGAUCAAGAGAAUGAAGACAACGACGAUAAUGGCAAUGAUGUUGAUAAUGAUCAUAGACUUAAAAAUAUGAAAGCUGACGUUGGUAAUACUGUAGGUAAACAAUCAAAAUAUAAUAACCCAACUUCUUCGAUUGGUAAGCUCGAUAAUAAUCGUAAUAGUAAUCUACCAAUGACAAUCAACCCUAAAGUAACUACUAGUCGGUCACGAAAAAGGAACUGA
Messenger RNA from Schistosoma spindalis, 2247 nucleotides. The record is from the annotation of a GenBank genome assembly. NCBI's taxonomy places the organism in Eukaryota, Metazoa, Platyhelminthes, Trematoda, Strigeidida, Schistosomatidae.